CCCGAGGUAUCUGCUUCGCAUUCUUGCCUCCAAGACAAAACAGCCGAAGCUCAUUUCUUCUUCAAUCAAAAGAAAUCAAGGAAAAAAAAAAUUGUAGAAGAAAAAAGAAUGGCCUGCUUCGCUCGAUUCUCUCUGCCUGCUCUCCUCUCUCCUCUCGCGCUCAAGAGGUCUCUGUCAUCAAUUCCAGCUUCUUUUUCCUUUUCAAAGCAGCUCAAAUGGUCUCUGGGGACGGAAAGCAGAUGUACUAGGAUUUUGAGAAUCAGGUUGAUGGCGACUGAUGCCAGCCCAGAAGAAUCCGUGUUGAGAUCGGUGCCUGUUCGAGUUGCUCACGAGUUGCUGCAAGCUGGGCAUAGAUAUCUUGAUGUUAGGACUGUGGAUGAGUUCAAUGCGGGUCAUCCCGUGGGGGCUACAAAUAUCCCUUACAUGUUUAAAGUUGGGUCAGGGAUGACCAAGAACCCUAACUUUUUGGCGGAAGUGUCAUCAGCAUUUGACAAGGAUGAUGAAAUAAUUAUUUUCUUUGUAGGGAUGUCAAAGUGGGAAAAGGUCACUGAUGGCUGCAACUGAUCUUUCAUCUACUGGUUUUACUGGAGUCACUGACGUUGCGGGAGGUUUUUCAGCAUGGUUACAAAAUGGACUUCCAGCAGAGCAGUAGCAUUAUUUUGGAAAGCUGAAUAUAGUUUGGACUUCGAUCAACUAUUUAUGCUUUAAUAGAAUGGAUAAUUAGCCAAGGAGGUGAAGGAACAAUUGGAUCCUGUAGGGAAUAAUUAUCUCCAAAUGUUCUGAUGAUUUGAGGGAUAAACUUUUCUUGUGUAUGGUAAUUUCAAAAUUUUCAGUAAUACCUUAGUGCAUUGCAAAUGUUAUGCAUCUUUACACAGGUUCUCGUUAUUCUUGUUUGGAAGAAAUACAAUCUUCACCCAGACAGGUUAAGAAAGUUACUGCCUUCAUACGUAUGUCAUCAAGGAAAGGUAUCCUUCUUCUUUA
Messenger RNA from Asparagus officinalis (garden asparagus), 981 nucleotides. Its product is annotated as rhodanese-like domain-containing protein 15, chloroplastic. The coding region runs from base 109 to 564 and encodes 151 amino acids. The transcript is spliced from 7 exons. Lineage: Eukaryota; Viridiplantae; Streptophyta; Magnoliopsida; Asparagales; Asparagaceae. The record is from RefSeq and is a predicted model, not a curated record.